AUCACACUUUAUCUAUGGAAACCCUAAAACGAGUGUUCUCCGCCUCUUUGUUUCAAACUCUCUCCGGUCUCUCCUCACUCUUCUUCUCUCGAUGAACACGAAACAGAGCAUUAUUUCUCCAUUCUCGAUUGUUUUCCGCCAUGAAAGGAGCUCUUAGAACUCGGAGGAUCCCACACACCCACACGCAACACCAACAGUGAAAUCUUCUCAAUCUUUCUAGCGAAAUCAAACAAGACGCAAACAACAAUGAAAAACCCUAAAUCCCAAAUCAAAACCAACCCCAAUUCAAUAUUCAAUAGUGAUUACAUUUUACACGAUGGAAAUCGAAAAUUGCAAGAAGAAAUAGAAAAGCUACGAAUAACAGAAGAUCCUCAGGUAUACACUUUGCUAUUUUACUCGAUUCUUCCUCUUCUUUGCAGUUCUUCGAGCUCAUCUCCUUCUUCUGCAUUUUCUUGGUCUGCUGCGUGUCUGUUGAUGUCGUAAUUUGUUUCAGUUUAGUGAAGUUGCAGUUCUUACAAAUGACUAUCAUUGAAGAGAAAGGCUUUGGAAAGAGAAAGAGAAAGAGAAAGAGAAAGAGAGAUACAAUGGCAGCAGGUGAAGGUGGUGGUGGAGGAGGUGGUGAUGGAGGAGGAGGUGGAGGUGGUGGAGGAGGAGGAAAAGUUGAUGUGUUUCAACCACAUCCUGUCAAGGAUCAACUUCCUGGUGUUGAUUACUGUGUUACAAGCUCACCUUCAUGGCCUGAAGGGAUUUUACUUGCGUUUCAACACUACCUUGUUAUGCUUGGAACCAUUGUCAUUGUUUCAACUAUACUUGUUCCUUUGAUGGGUGGUGGCGAUGUGGAAAAAGCUCAAAUGAUACAAACACUACUGUUUGUUGGAGGCAUUAAGACAUUGUUGCAGACUUGGUUUGGAACAAGGCUUCCUGUGGUUGUAGGAGCAUCGUUUUCUUUUCUCAUUCCUGCUAUUUCUGUUGCUCUUUCAACCAGAAUGAGUGUGUUCCCUGAUCCUCAUGAGAGGUUCAGAAUGGUGUUAGUCGUGUCACAUGGAGCCCUGAUGGAAGUUUUGUUGGUGUUGCGUUUACUAAACAUUUGAUUCAUUUAUAUGCAUACACCAACUCAAAUGAGCUAACCCAGCGUAUAGAGGUGACAUUCUUCUCAUGAUGAACAAAGCAAAAUUUUGAUUGCAGUUUUGGGUUACAUUUCUUUGUCAUUUGCUCAUGUUGGUGGUGUGAAUGAUUUGUCAUUUGCUCUUCCUAAUAAACAGUUGUGCAUUGUAACUUGUGGAGAUGAUAAGUUGAUAAAGGUGUGGGAUGCAAAUGGACGAAGACUAUUCACUUUUGAGGGGCAUGAGGCACCUGUAUAUUCAAUCUGUCCUCAUCACAAAGAGAACAUUCAGGUAAUAAAGUAGAUAUCAUUAUUGAGGUACUUAUAAAUUUCAAUGUUUUUCUUUGGAAGGUUAGAUGUAGAUUUCACUUACUAUAAUUUGUAAGAUCUAUAUAAGCCACAACUGAAGUAGAGAAAAUAAGAGGUUGAAUGCCGGUUGUAAAUAGCUUAUUAUUCUCUCCUUUUUAGUUGUCAAUGCUGUCAAGAGUUAGAUUAAAUAUAACCUAUCCAUUCUACAAAUUAUUAACAUAACUAUAUUUAUGUGGAACUAAUUGUUUAUAGUGUUUCAUGUGCUUUUGAAAGGUAUAAAGUUACUCUUAUUUCUAGGCUUCAAUUUUGCAAACAAGGUGUUUGUUGAAAUGUCUCUACAAGUUUGGCUAUGAUUUGUUGAAAUUAUUUUCCGAGUCUCGAUAUAAACUCUUGCAUACAUACCAGCUUCUAGCCUCAAACCAAAUGCCUGACUGCCUAACUAAUGCAUGCCAUUAACCAUUCUAAAACACAAGCUAUAGCUGCACUGCUAUAUCAGGUCAUAAUGAUUUCAUAUCUUAUAAUACAUGCCCUCUAAUGCAAAAGCACAUGUGGAGAAUGCACUGUUUCAUUUUUUUAUGUACUGAAAUUUUUAAUUUUAUCUACAAGAAUGGAUGCAACAAGGACUGAACCACAUGGUCAAAUGAAUUAUUUUAUAUUCUAAUGCAUGCAUAUUCAAUUUUGAUAUUAGUAGUUAGUGUUUCAAAUGUUAAGGACCAAUUAGUUGAACCAAGGAAUAAGUGCUUCUACUACUUGGUUCCAACAAUUAGUCCCUGCAAUUAACAUCUCAUCUGCUUUAUAUGGAUUCAUUUCAUUAAUUUAAUCAUAUCAUCUUAUGCAAAUAGCAUAUUCAAUCUAAGAAUGUUAUUUGGUCACAAUUAAACCAUGACAAAGUUGACUUAGUAUCGUAGGAGUCGUCAUCAAUAUAUAUAGCCUCGAGAGUAAGUCUUAGCAACAUGUUUAAAAUACAAGGCAUAUCAAUGUGAUUUGUUCAUUGGUUCCACUGCUUGCAACUUCAGCCGAGCAGUUAAAGAUAGGCAACGUUAGGAGGAUCAAUCUUUAAUGUGGAGAAUUUUUUUUUGUUUUGGUUAUGAUAUGAGAUGUUAACUUUGGUUUCUUUCCUCUAACAUUUUCUCUCUUUUCAAAUAGGUUGAAAGUUAAAUGAGAUGUUGUGGUGGUGGUUGUGGAGUGUGAGGAAGGGAAGAAAAUCUUUGUCUGAUUCUAGAUUUUUGUUGGGUUGGGUGCAAAGCUUUUUAGUGUAUGUGAGUGUGAGAUAGUGAGAAUGGGUUGAAUAGAUGUUUCUUUUUCUGUGACUAUUAAAUAUAAUCAUCUUUUACUAUUGUUUAUUUGAGACAUACUUUGUUUAGUGGUACUUUCUAUGUUAUUAAGCAUGUGCAGUGUUUUCUAUAAAAUAGAAGCAGUGUUUGGUCUAUAAAAUAGAAGCAGUGUUUUCUAUAAGAUCUCUCUGGUGAGAAAUUAGUUUACAUUCCAAUGAUCAAUGAAAGCUAUGUUGGUAUUAAGCAUAAAUAUGCUUACACACAAGUAGUUGAUCCCACUGCAAACUCCACCACUCAAGGUAAAUAAUUAACAAUAGACUAUAGAGUAUAAGUUUAUUCUUUCAUAUUUCUUAAAUAAAUAUUUUAUAACAUGGUUUUGCUGUUGUGUUAUUUAGAUGUGCCAAAAUAUGAAGGUUUAGCUAAGCUUUAUUUAGAAGAAUCAAGUGAAGAGUUUUUUAUGUCAAUGGUAAAAGAUAAAGGUAUAAAGAUGGAAUAACAUAUGUUUUGAUUUAGCUCUUGUUUUGGAUCUCAUGGUUGUUUUGAAUUUGGGAUUUGAAUUUUGAAUUUGGGAUGACAUCAAAACUUAGUAUCCAACUAUUAUUAGUGGCACUACAAAAAAAACUUACUUUUGACCUUAAUGUUAAUUUGCUUGUAAUUAA
Messenger RNA from Vicia villosa (hairy vetch), 3344 nucleotides. Its product is annotated as putative nucleobase-ascorbate transporter 9. NCBI's taxonomy places the organism in Eukaryota, Viridiplantae, Streptophyta, Magnoliopsida, Fabales, Fabaceae. The transcript is spliced from 7 exons. Gene Ontology annotation, biological process: transmembrane transport. Gene Ontology annotation, molecular function: transmembrane transporter activity. Gene Ontology annotation, cellular component: membrane. The record is from RefSeq and is a predicted model, not a curated record. Bases 519 to 1091 code for a protein of 190 amino acids.